GUGCCUUGCGGGGAAGGCGGCGACACCCUCUGCAGGUGUCCCCGCAAGCCCGUCCCCGUCCCCAUCCCUCCCCGUCCCACCGCCGGCCGGAGCAGAGCCCGGCCGGUGCGCGGAGCCGGUUACUCACCGGGACGAACACCUCGGGCCUUUGGGCCUCCCGCAGCCCCCCGGCCCCCGCCCGCCGAGACCCCCCGCCCCCCCCCCCCCCCCCCCCCCCCCAGUCCCUCCCGUCGCAGCGGGGGCACUUCCCCGGGCCGCCCCCGGCCGCUGCAGCCCGGGGCCAGGCUCGGCCGGGCGGCACCGAGCAGCCCCCCGCAGCCCCCGGUAGCCGGGCUGGGGUUUUAUAUUGGAAAUUAGGGGCAGGGGGAGGAGAUGGCGGGCACGCGGAGCGCUGAGUGUGCGGUGUCAAUCAGAGGGGUUUUGUGUCUCCUCGGCUCCCGAUGGUCCGUGGCUGAGGUGUCCCGGGUGGCACCACAAUGAAUAUGAAUAGGGGUCCUUGCUAAAUGGGACAGUCAAAGCGCACCGCCCUGAAUAAUGGCACGUCAUCCUAACUAGACCAUUAUACAUAGGAGGGCUCCUUUUGUCUCUGCUCUCUGCUGCAGCGCUAUAAAAGCCCCUCUUUUUCAGGCUGAGGUUAGUCCAAGCACACACUAACUAGCCAUCCUGUAAACAGGCUGAGCGGCCGGGGGAGGCUGGCGAGAGGGGGCCGGGGGCUUUUUUUCCUCCUUCCCCAGCGCUCCGAGCCCGCUGCUCGCCCAGCCCGCCGCCCGCCCGCUCCUUUUUCGUUCCUCUUUCGUCGCUUUUCGGAGGGGACUUGCCUCGUUCCGCCACCUCCGGAGCAGGGAAGAGUUUCUUGCUCAGACGCCCGAAUACAAUGAAUUCUGACUCCAGCUCUGUCUCCAGCAGAGCUUCCUCGCCAGACAUGGAUGAGAUGUACCUGAGGGAGCACCACCACCACCACCACCACCACCACCACCAGGACAGCCGGCUCAACUCCGUCUCCUCCACCCAGAACGACCUGGUGCAGAAGAUGGCCGGGGAAGGCCUCUCCAGGACCGGCUCCAAGGCCGGCGGGGAAGGCAGCAAGUACAAAAUCAAGAAGCAGCUCUCGGAGCAGGACCUGCAGCAGCUGCGGCUGAAGAUCAACGGGCGGGAGAGGAAGAGGAUGCACGACCUCAACCUCGCCAUGGACGGGCUGCGGGAGGUGAUGCCCUACGCCCACGGGCCUUCCGUGAGAAAACUCUCCAAAAUCGCCACCCUCCUGCUGGCCAGAAACUACAUCCUGAUGCUCACCAGCUCGCUGGAGGAGAUGAAGAGGCUGGUGGGGGAGAUCUACGGGGGGCACCACUCGGCCUUCCACUGCGGCACGGUGGGACACUCCGCCGGGCACCCUCCCCACGCCGCCGGCACCGUGCACCAGGUGCACCCCAUCCUGGGCACCGCCUUGUCCUCGGCCAACACCUCCUCGUCCCUGCCCGCCUCCCUGCCGGCCAUCGGCACCAUCCGCCCCCCCCACUCCCUGCUCAAGACCCCCUCCACGCCCCCCGCCCUGCAGCUCGGCAGCGGCUUCCAGCACUGGGCGGGCUUGCCGUGCCCCUGCACCAUCUGCCAGAUGCCCCCCCCGCCCCACCUCUCGGCCCUCACCGCCUCCAGCAUGGCCAGGAUCUCGGGGGACACCAAGGACCUGCUCAAGUGAUGCCGCGGGCCCCCCCCCGGAGCCGGCUGGGGCGAGGGGCGAGGGCGACUAGGACCCCCCCGGGGGCGCUGCCCGGCGGCGGCGUGCCCUGGGACGAGGAACGAAGUGAGAGCGACAACGAGCAAGCCCCGCUG
Messenger RNA from Oxyura jamaicensis (ruddy duck), 1830 nucleotides. RefSeq names its product oligodendrocyte transcription factor 3-like. Lineage: Eukaryota; Metazoa; Chordata; Aves; Anseriformes; Anatidae. The record is from RefSeq and is a predicted model, not a curated record. Gene Ontology annotation, molecular function: protein dimerization activity.